AUGACAACUAACAAUAUUGUGGUUCUGGGGGCUGGUGUGUCCGGCUUAACAACCGCGUACCUGCUGUCGCAAGACCCUGCAAACAAGAUUACCGUGCUGGCAAAGCAUAUGCCCGGCGACUAUGAUAUUGAAUAUGCAUCCCCAUGGGCUGGUGCCAACUAUAUGCCAGUCGGGAAGGAAGGAAGUGCCCACCAAGAAUGGGAGCGCGCUACGUGGCCAGCAUUGAAGGAAAUCACGGACAAGUACCCGGAGGCCGGUAUCCACUUCCGAGGUGCCCUGAUCUACAACCGAACUAAAGACCAAGAGUCAACAACUGGGAAAUGGUUCUCCGAGCUAGUUCAACCAAACCCGUGGUACAAGGAUGUCGUACCAGAUUUCAAACCCAUCCCAUCUAGCAAGCUAGCUCCCGAGAUUGACAAUGCCCAGGAAUGGACAUCCGUCUGCAUCAAUACAGCCAUCUAUUUGCCAUGGCUGGUUGGCCAAUGUGUCAAGAAUGGGACUGUGUUCAAAAGAGCUGUCUGCAAACACAUCACUGACGCAGCGAACGCCCAUCACACCGGACAAAAGGCUGAUGUAGUUAUCAACUGCACCGGACUGUCCGCCAAAACCCUUGGCGGCGUCCUCGAUGAGAAGAUGCAUCCCGCUCGCGGUCAAAUUGUGGUCGUCCGCAACGACCCUGGACCCAUGGUCUCCGUAUCCGGAACUGAUGACGGAGAAGAUGAGGCGCUAUAUAUCAUGACUCGCGCUGCAGGUGGCGGCACAAUUCUCGGUGGCUCUUAUCAAAAGCACAACUGGGAUGCGCUCCCGGAUAUGAACCUUGCCAAUCGAAUUAUGAAGCGUUGCAUCAAGAUCUGUCCCAGCUUAGUGAAAGAGGGACAGGGCAUUGAGGGCCUGGACAUUAUCAGGCAUGGCGUUGGAUUGCGACCCCUUAGAGAAGGCGGAACCCGCAUUGAAAAGGAUAAGGUCGAUGGCGUCUCAGUUGUGCAUAACUAUGGUCAUGGUGGAUUUGGGUACCAGGCGUCAUUCGGCUGUGCAUAUGCCACGAUCGCUCUAGUCAAGGAAGUCCUGCAGAACAAAUCUCGGGCUAGACUAUGA
Penicillium brevicompactum is the source of this 1095-nucleotide messenger RNA. Its product is annotated as FAD-dependent oxidoreductase. NCBI's taxonomy places the organism in Eukaryota, Fungi, Ascomycota, Eurotiomycetes, Eurotiales, Aspergillaceae. The transcript is spliced from 6 exons. The coding region runs from base 1 to 1095 and encodes 364 amino acids. The record is from RefSeq and is a predicted model, not a curated record. Gene Ontology annotation, molecular function: FAD binding; D-amino-acid oxidase activity.